GGCGCUGUCAAGGGCGAAGCCGCGGAGGUGGAGCGCUGCCUGGCGUGCAGGAGCAGAGACCUGGAAGCUGGGGACAGGCAGCACAGGCAGUGGGGUGGGGGCUCAGCCCAGGGUGGGAGGGGGUCCCCAGGCCCGGCUUCCCCGCAGCCCCUGGGAUGGGGCCUCGGAGGGCACCCUCAGAGGGGUGGUGCCAAACGGAGCCUCAGCCGCUCUUCAUCCCUCAUAAUUCCCCAGCUGGAGCGCUUGGUGGAGAAUGUGAGUGAUUUAACUCACAAAGCUAAGCAUACACAGUGUUAUUUUUAACCUACACGUUUAAAACAUGAUGUUAUAUACAUUAUAGGAGGUGCCUAAUGAGAGAACUCAUUCCUCUAUCAAAAAAUACCGUGAGUCGGCCGGGCGCGGUGGCUCAGGCCUGUAAUCCCAGCACUUUGGGAGGCCGAGGCGGGCGGAUCACGAGGUCAAGAGAUCGAGACCAUCCUGGCUAACACGGUGAAACCCCGUCUCUACUAAAAAUAAAAAAAAAUAAAAAUAAAAAUAAAAAAAUUAGCCGAGCGUGGUGGUGGGCUCCUGUAGUCCCAGCUACUCGGGAGGCUGAGGCAGGAGCAUGGCGUGAACCCGGGAGGCGCAGUUUGCAGUGAGCCAAGAUCGCGCCAUUGCACUCCAGCCUUGGCGACAGAGUGAGACUCCGUCUCCAAAAAAAGAAAAGAAAAAAAAAGAAACCGUGAGUCAUUUUCAGUAGCGAAAAGCUCUCACCUAAAACUGUCCGUUUUACAUCCGUAUCCGCCUGUGUAGAUCGGUUCUUUACUGAAGGUUCUUAGAAGGAAACUUUGGAAGCGGGAGGUGGGUUCUGUGUUCCUGAAUGGGAAGACACAUUUUUCUCAAAAUGUGAGCUCUUUCUGUGAUUAUCAAUUUUACAUAAGCCGAAUGAAAAAAUCAAGGUUUUAACAUUUUUGCGUGACACCUACUGUCUUUUACUAUUGUAAUGACAUUUGUAAAAAUUUUAGGGCUGGGCGCGGUGGCUCAGGCCUGUAAUCCCAGCAUUUUGGGAGGCCGAGGUGGGCGGAUCACGAGGUCAGGAGAUUGAGACCAUCCUGGCAAACACGGUGAAACCCUGUCUGUACUAAAAAUACAAAAAAAAAAAAAAAAAAUAGCCGGGCGUGGUGGUGGGCGCCUAUAGUCCCAGCUACUCCGGAGGCUGAGGCAGGAGAAUGCUGUGAACCCGGGAGGGGCAGCUUGCAGUGAGCCGCGAUCCAAAGGUGCUGGGAUUACAGGUGUGAGCCACCGCACCCGGCCUGAAAAGUGCAUCUUCAUUUUACAGGGAAUUCUUUCAAAUCAAAUAAUCAAAAACUCUAAAAGGGGGCAAAGUACUUCUUUGCAGAUCUACAAGUUUCUUAUGUACAUAGGAAAACAAGCCUUUGCGUUUCUGGUAUAAGAAUUUAAAUUAAAAGAGGAAUGAAACUGUUUUCUAUCCACAAUGUGUGAGGAUGUUUUUUAUACUGCUACCUGAAGUUUAAGUUGCUGAUUACUUUUUAAAUAGAUAAUUUGGUGGUAAGUCCUAUAUUUUAAAAAUGCGUAUGCCCAUUACCCUUCAAUUCCAUUAUACUAAAAUACCCUUGGGAAAUAGAGAUACAUGCACUUUGUUUUUCACAGCACUUAUUUUAAAAAGAACCCAUAGAAUGGAUCUUAUAAGUAAAUUUCAGUUGCAUCCAUAGGACGGAAUAAUAUGUGACCAUCGAAGGUGACAAUAGAUAUAGAAGUACGUUGAUGUGCAAAGAUGUAUUUUGUUUUAGCCAGCGAGGAAAGAAGAAUCAGUUUGAUUAUACAUUUACCAAACAUUAAGAAUUUAAUAUGGUAGCUUUUAUUUCAGUAUUAAAAUAGCAAUUUUAUUUAUUACUUUUUUAUAUACAGAAUUCGACACCAAAUUUUGGAACUUAAAAAGAAGAUUCUUAAAACUUACAAUCCAGUGUGUUCUGUCGAGGAUGAAAUAGUGUAUCCUAGGAUGCCAGGGGAAUCCACCGUCUGCUACCGCGAGCAUAAGGAGCGAAUCCUCCAUCACUGGCAUCACGGCCGUGUAUACCCUAGAGUUGCAUCAAUGGAAGAUUACGAUGAGGACCUGGUGCAGGAAGCUUCAUCUGAAGAUGUCCUGGGCGUUCAUAUGGUGGACAAAGACACAGAGAGAGACAUUGAGAUGAAACGGCGACUAUGGGAGCUCUACCUAUACAGCAUAAGGAAGAAGUACCCAGCGACGAUGAAGACAUCCUUGGGAGUUCCACAACGUGGUGACCUGGAAGACCUGGAGGAGCAUGUGCCAGAGCAGACAGUCUCUGAGGAAGCCACAGGGGUUCACAUGAUGCAGGUGGACCCAGCCACACCGGCAAAGAAAUUGGAAGACUCCACCAUUACAGGCAGCCACCAGCAGAUGUCAGCAAGUCCUUCCUCUGCACCUGCAGAAGAAGCAACAGAAAAGACCAAAGUGGAAGAGAAAGUGAAAACCAGAAAGCCCAAGAAGAAAACCAGGAAGCCCAGCAAGAAAAGCCGGUGGAAUGUCCUGAAAUGUUGGGACAUUUUUAAUAUAUUUUAGAGACCUCUGAAGAUUCCUCGAACACCAGGAAGGGCCCCGAUGUGGGGAUGUCAACAUGGCUCAGACUUGAUGUGGAUCGCGAUCAUUUCGGGAAAUGUGUUACUCCAAAAACUUUUAUAAUCUUUCCUUAAUUUGUUUUUAAAUACUUU
Gorilla gorilla gorilla (western lowland gorilla) is the source of this 2730-nucleotide messenger RNA. Its product is annotated as protein FAM153C. The transcript is spliced from 12 exons. The record is from RefSeq and is a predicted model, not a curated record. Bases 2000 to 2581 code for a protein of 193 amino acids. Lineage: Eukaryota; Metazoa; Chordata; Mammalia; Primates; Hominidae.